UAGUCUUAUUAUAGCUAGUGAAGAGGAAUCAAUUCAUAAUAUGGCUGGAAGUGGAAGUUGGGAUGGAAGCCAAUCAGAUAAUAGCUCACAAUUCGAGCCAGGGAUUGAUAAUAUAUACGAAGCUUUUAUCUGUCCAUUGACAAAGCAAGUUAUGCAUAAUCCAGUAACUUUAGAGAAUGGUCAGACAUUUGAGUGUGAAGCUAUUGAGAAAUGGUUCCAAGAAUGUCGCGACAACGGUCGACCUCUAUCUUGUCCUAUAACUUCCAAGGAGCUGAGUAUCACUGAUCUAAGCCCGAGUAUUGCUUUACGUAACACUAUUGAAGAGUGGAGAGCUAGGAAUGAUGCUUUGAAGCUUGAUAUUGCUCGUCAGUCACUUUAUUUGGGAAAUGCUGAGACUAAUAUUUUGCUAGCUUUGAAGAAUGUCCGAGAGAUUUGCAGGAAUAUACGUAAAAUGAGGCAACGUGUGCGCAAUCCUCAGCUUGUUCGGUUAAUUACCGAUAUGUUAAAAAGUAGUAGUCAUGAAGUGCGGUAUAAGGCUCUACAAACUCUUCAAGUAGUCGUUGAAGGAGAUGAAGAGAGCAAGGCAAUAGUAGCUGAAGGAGACACUGUGCGUACUAUAGUUAAGUUUUUGUCCCAAGAGCCAUCAAAGGGGAGGGAGGCAGCUGUUUCUGUGUUGUUCGAGCUCUCCAAAUCUGAAGCAUUAUGCGAGAAGAUUGGAUCAAUCCGUGGAGCAAUCAUCUUAUUGGUUGGCCUGACAAGCAGCAAAUCAGAGAAUGUUUCAACUGUUGAGAAAGCUGAUAAAACUUUGACAAACUUGGAGAGAUCAGAGGAAAAUGUUCGACAGAUGGCUACCAAUGGUAGACUGCAGCCUCUUCUUGCUAAACUUCUUGAAGGUUCACCUGAAACAAAAGUCUCUAUGGCUUUCUAUCUUGGGGUUCUUGCCUUAAAUAACGAUGUGAAAGUUAUUGUGGCUCAGACCGUGGGUUCUUCUCUUAUCGAUCUUAUGAGAACUCGCGACAUGCGUCAACGGGAAGCUGCUUUGGGAGCUCUUAACAACAUCUCAUCGUUUGAAGGAAGUGCCAAAGUCUUAAUCAACACCGGAAUUCUCCCACCGCUUAUCAAAGACUUGUUCUAUGUUGGGCCAAACCAGCUUCCAAUUCGACUUAAAGAAGUCUCCGCCACCAUUCUUGCUAAUAUAGUGAACAUUGGCUAUGAAUUUGACAAAGUUCCUGUUGGACCUCAUCACCAAACUCUUGUUUCAGAGGAAAUAGUGGAGAACCUACUCCAACUAACAAGCAACACAGGUCCAGAAAUCCAGGGAAAGCUGUUGGCGGUUCUUGUUGGACUCACUAGCUGUCCAAACUCGGUUAUUAAUGUUGUUUCUGCGAUCAGAAACUCAGCUGCCAUCAUUAGCUUGGUUCAGUUUGUUGAGAUUCAUGAGAAUGAUGAUUUGCGUUUAGCUUCUAUCAAGCUUCUUCACAACAUUUCCCCACACAUGAGUGAAGAACUAGCCAAUGCGUUGCGUGGCACUGUUGGACAGCUCGGAAGCCUUGUUGCCAUUAUAUCAGAGAAUACAACAACAAUCACUGAGGAACAAGCUGCAGCUGCUGGACUUCUAGCUGAACUUCCUGAGAGAGAUUUGGGUCUGACAAUGAGAUUGUUAAGAGAAGGUGCUUUUGAGAAAAUCAUAUCCAAGAUUGUUGGUAUUCGCCAAGGAGAAAUUAGGGGAAUCCGGUUCGAGAGAACAUUUCUCGAAGGACUUGUUAGUAUUCUCGCUCGGAUCACCUUCGCACUCACCAAGGAGACUCACCUCGCCAUUUCGUUCUGCCGUGAGAACAAUAUUACUUCACAUUUCCUUGAUCUCCUUCAAUCCAACAGUCAAGAUAACAUCCAGAUGGCUUCUGCAAUAGCAUUGGAGAAUCUUUCACUUGAAUCCAAGAAUCUUACAAAGAUACCGGAACUGCCUCCUCCAAACUACUGUGUAUCAAUCUUUUCAUGUCUGAGCAAACCGCCUGUUGUUCUAGGGAUUUGCAAGAUCCAUCAAGGGAUAUGUUCAGUGAGAGAAAGCUUUUGUCUCGUUGAAGGACAAGCAGUAGAUAAGUUGGUUGAUCUCUUAGACCAUGAAAACGAGAAGGUGGUUGGACCAGCACUUGCAGCUCUUUCUACAUUGUUAGAAGAUGGUUUAGAUGUUGUACAAGGAGUGAGAUUGAUUGAUGAAGCAGACGGGAUUACGCCUAUAUUAAACGUUCUUUUGGAGAAUCGAACAGAGAAUUUAAGGAUUAGAGCUGUGUGGAUGGUUGAGAGGAUCUUACGUAUUGAAGAAAUAGCUAGAGAAGUGGGAGAAGAACAAAAAGUAACUGCAGCACUUGUGGACGCCUUUCAAAACGCAGAUUUUAGGACGCGACAGAUUGCUGAGAAGGCGUUGAGGCACAUCGAUAAAAUCCCAAACUUCUCUGGUAUAUUCACCAACAUUGGUUAGAUCUAUAUACAUUCUUGUAAAUGAUUUUAAGAUAAUUUGAUUCAUUUGUUCAACUCAGAGAAACUAGAGCUGUCUUUCAAAGUUGAUAAACACUGCUCAUUAAAGAACAAAAAUUUUC
Molecule: messenger RNA, 2597 nt
Organism: Arabidopsis arenosa
Lineage: Eukaryota; Viridiplantae; Streptophyta; Magnoliopsida; Brassicales; Brassicaceae
Source: the annotation of a GenBank genome assembly